Molecule: messenger RNA, 2410 nt
Organism: Selaginella moellendorffii
Lineage: Eukaryota; Viridiplantae; Streptophyta; Lycopodiopsida; Selaginellales; Selaginellaceae
Product: methylcrotonoyl-CoA carboxylase subunit alpha, mitochondrial
Exons: 14
Coding region: 79-2331 (750 amino acids)
Cellular component (GO): mitochondrion
Molecular function (GO): metal ion binding; methylcrotonoyl-CoA carboxylase activity; ATP binding
Source: RefSeq, a predicted model, not a curated record
UCCAGCGGCGGUCCUGGCGCCUCGAUUCGAUCAGGUGACACGCAUUCUCGAGCUCGCCUUUAGCGCUGCCGAUCGUCCAUGGGAAAUUCCACAUCCAUUGCGAGGAGGAGCAAGCGAUCUUGGAGCUCGCUCGCCAAUCCCUUCUCUCAAGCGCCUCCCGUGGAGAAAUCUCCAGCCCAGCGGCCGAUCGAGAAGAUCCUGAUCGCGAACAGGGGCGAGAUUGCGUGCCGGAUCAUCAAGACCGCGCGUAGCUUGGGAUUAAAAACGGUGGCGGUUUACAGUGAUGCCGAUCGAAACUCGCUACACGUCCGUCGAGCCGAUGAAGCAGUGUUUAUCGGCCCCGCCUCUGCGCAGCUCAGCUACUUGUCCACUACUUCCAUCCUCGACGCUGCUCGUCGCACUGGAGCCGAUGCAAUCCAUCCCGGGUAUGGAUUUCUAUCAGAAAAUUCGAAGUUUGCGCAGGCUUGCCACGAGUCUGGGAUCACAUUCAUUGGCCCUUCGGCAGCUGCGAUUAGCUUGAUGGGAGACAAAAGUGCCUCCAAAAAGCUUAUGAGCGGUGCUAAUGUUCCUGUUGUUCCUGGAUACCACGGGGAUGAUCAGAGCCACGAGCUGCUGCAAUCUGAGGCUGAUCGGAUUGGCUAUCCCGUUCUGAUCAAGCCUGUUCUUGGUGGCGGAGGAAAGGGCAUGAGGAUUGUCCACAGCAGAGACGAGUUUCUGGACAGUUUGAGAAGCGCUCUACGUGAGUCUGCUGCUGCAUUUGGCGACACCAGGGUCUUGAUUGAGAAGUAUAUCGCACAGCCUCGACACAUAGAAGUCCAGAUCUUUGGCGACCGCUUUGGUAACGUUGUUCAUUUGUUUGAACGGGACUGUAGCGUUCAGAGGCGCCACCAGAAAAUUAUAGAGGAAGCACCAGCGCCGCUCAUGUCAGACGACUUUCGCAACUCAAUAGGCCAAGCAGCAGUCAAUGCGGCUAAGGUAUCCUCUUUUGUGAUUUGCUGCUGUCAAAUCAAAAUUUCUUUUCUAUCGAAGGCUGUGAAUUACGAAAAUGCUGGCACUGUUGAGUUUAUUGUCGACACUGCAACAGGAGAGUUUUUCUUCAUGGAGAUGAACACACGUUUGCAAGUUGAGCACCCUGUCACCGAAAUGGUGACGCGUCAAGACUUGGUGGAAUGGCAAAUUCGUGUCGCAAAUGGCGAAAGCCUUCCACUUGAGCAAAAGAGUAUACCGCUGCAAGGUCAUGCGUUUGAGGCUCGGGUCUAUGCUGAAAACGUUCCAAGAGGUUUUCUACCUGCUGCUGGAGUUCUUUACCAUUAUAAUCCACCUCCCGCUUCAUCCACUGUGAGAAUUGAGACGGGUGUAGAGCAAAGUGAUGCUGUAAGCGUCCACUACGAUCCUAUGAUAGCCAAACUGGUCGUAUGGGGUAGUGAUCGCGAUAUGGCGUUGGCGAAGCUUCAUAAUUGCCUCUCGAAUUUUCAGGUUGCUGGACUUCCAACUAACAUCCACUUUUUAAAAAAGCUUGCAAAACAUCCGGCUUUCAGGGCUGGGGACGUGGAAACACACUUCAUUGAACACCAUAAGAACGAGCUACUAGAUUUUUCCGAAAGUGCCAAGCGAGAUGUAAAACCUUUCGCUGCUUUAGCGGCCGUUGGCGUAUGUAUAAGGGAGAGUUUUCGACGACCAGAAUCGAGAAUUGGAGGCCCAUGGCAUACAACUUCUGGUUUUCGAGUCAACAAUCCUUAUACCAGGAAGAUCUCGUUAGACUGGAUGCCUGAGUCCGAGAGUCUCUCAUGCGAACCGAUGAGCUUAGAUGUCACCUAUUCAAGUGACAACGAGUUCUUAGUAAAGUUUGCGGGAGAUUUAUCUUGUGUCAGACUUACAGCUAAAAGAGUUGCUAGUUCUGGCUGUGACAUAACUGUCGACAUCAAUGGCAUUUCCUCCACUAUAAACUAUGGUUAUUAUCUGCAGAAAUCGGCUUAUCAUAUUCACGUGUGGAAGGACGGCGAGCACCAUCACUUUACAACAGCGUUGCGGGAGGCCUAUGAUACAGAAAGCCAUGGUGAAACAUCUCAACGAUUAACAAGUUCUGGCGGUAGUAGCAAGCUAACACCGGGAGCCGUCGCUUCUCCCAUGGCCGGACUGGCUGUGAAAGUUCUUGCAGAGCUGGGCUCAAAUGUGAAAGCUGGAGAUCCUCUCCUGGUUUUAGAAGCUAUGAAAAUGGAGCACACUGUAAAAGCACAUAUUUCUGGUGUUAUCAAUCAAGUGAACGUCACUGCCGGCCAGCAAGUUAGCGACGGGGGGAUUCUUUUUCACAUCAAGGCUCAAGAAUCAUAAUAGUUCACGAGUGUCUUGAAACUGUGCGUAAGUCAAAAGGUAGCUUUAUAUUCAGUAACGUUCGAUCGUCUCUAACUUA